AUGGCCCUGGGUGAAGAAAAGGCAGAGGUGGAAGCAUCUGAGGACACGAAGGCCCAGUCCCAUGGGAGAUGGCGCUGCAGGGAGCGAGAGGUGGACACCCCAGGGCCCGUGAGCCAGGAGCAUCCUCUGUGCCUGGACACUGAGGGAGGGCCCGUCUCCCCUGUGUGGGGAGCAGAGGGACUACCUGCUCCUGCCUGCUGGGCUGCAGCUGACCCUGGCGGCCCCUCUGGAGCCUGCCAGGCACAAGGCAAUGACACCAGCAGAGAGCCAGCAGCUGAUGGGUCUAGGCCUGCACUCAGUCGCCUGCUUCCUCCUGCCAGCCUGGGGACUGGAGGCCUCUUACACUCUGGGGGAUGUCAGAUGGAGAAGGCCGGGCGCUCUGCCUCUGAGGAGCUGCCUCAGACUCUCCGCCUGCCCAGGACUACAGCUCUGUGCUCAGGACACGAUGCUGACACCGAAGAUGAUCCCUCCCCAGUCGCUUUGCCCCGGGCGCUGGACCCCAGCCAACAGCCUCCCAGCUCAGGUUUCCCUUUCCCAUCGCAGUGGAAGUUUGUGGCGCACCCAGAUGCUGCUGCUCCUCAGCCUUCCAGCUGCAGCGUCUCGGCCUCCUCCGUGGGCAGCAGUCUCCAGGGUCACCAAGAGAAGGAGGAGCCUCAAAGUUGCUCCCUUGCCAAGGCCGCCUCCUCCCUGGAGCUGGCCGUUCCCCAGGAACUGCCCCCCAUGGUGGGGCUAGGGCUUCAGCCCCAGUGGUCACCACAGCCCGUGUCCUCUGGGGGUGGUGCUGCUGGGCCAGGCAGGAGGCGCCUCUCCUUCCAGGCCGAGUACUGGGCCUGCGUGCUGCCGGAUGCCCUGCCUCCUUCGCCCGACCGCCACUCCCCUCUCUGGAACCCAAAUAAAGAGUACGAAGACCUGCUUGACUAUACCUACCCACUGAGGCCCGGGCCUCAGCUCCCAAAGCACCUGGAGAGCCACAUACUGGCUGACCCUGUCCUGCAGGACUCAGGUGUGGACCUGGAUAGCUUCUCUGUCUCCCCAGCAAGCACCCUCAAAUCACCUACUAAUGUCUCGCCUGGCUGCCCACCAGCUGAGGCCACUGCCUUGCCAUUUUCUGGCCCCAAAAAACCAGGCAUUAAGCAGUGUGCUUCUGAACUACCCCAGAAGCAGGGCAGCAUGGGCUUGGCAUCCUGGAGCCAGCUUGCAUCUACCCCCAAGACCCCAGGCAGUAGGGACACUCCUUGGGAGAGCAGAGAGUCAGCCCUGAGGCGUACAAGAGACUGGCUGCCUGUGGGCAAGCAUCUCGAGACAGCCUCUCCCCAGCUGAGGACACAGGACAGAGGGUGGCCCUCUGCUAGGCCAGAGACGGAGAAGAGGGCCAGCCAGAGUGUCCGGCGCCCUGCCUCCUUGGAGUCCAGGUGGAAAUCAGAAGAGAUGGACAGUGAUGAUGAGUAUCUGGCCCUGCCUACCCGGCUGACACAGGUUUCUAGUUUGGUUUCGUACCUAGGUUCCAUUCCCACCUUAGUUGCCCUGCCCACAGGGGCUACCACAGGGCAGAGCUCCCUGAACGUGUCAGACAGUGACGGACCUGCUUCCCUUCCAUCAGACGGCAGCCAAAGCCAGCUGCCCUCAGGAGCUGCCCUCCGAGGGGCUGGGGGUGCUGAGGUCCAGAACCACUGUUGCCUGCACUCCUUCGUCCGUGCCCAGGACUCUGCAGGGGAAGGCAGUCUGGUGAGCAGCCAGGCCCUUGGGGCCUCCUCCGGACUGCUGAAAACACAUACCUCCUUGCCAGCUAUGUUGGACCGGUGGCCAUUCUCACACCUGGAUGCUGAAGGGCAGCUUACUAGGAAGGAAGGAGAGCAGGGAAAAGAAUCCCUAGUGCAGUGCGUGAAGACAUUUUGCUGUCAGCUGGAGGAGCUGAUCCGCUGGCUGUAUAAUGUUGCAGAUGUUACAGACCACAGCUCUCCACCCAGGUCCAGUCUUACAGCUCUCAAGUCUUCGCUGCAGCUUUACCGGCAAUUUAAGAAAGAUAUUGAUGAACAUCAGUCUCUGACGGAGAGUGUCUUACAGAAGGGGGAGCUGCUUCUUCAGUGCCUGUUGGAUAACACCCCAGUUUUAAAGGACGUCCUUGGGAGGAUUGCGAAGCAGUCUGGUGAGCUGGAGAGCCAUGCAGAUCGCCUUUACGACUCUAUCUUGACUUCUCUGGACGUGCUGGCUGGUUGCACCCUCAUCCCUGACAAAAAGCCCAUGGCAGCAAAGGAGCGCUCAUGUGAAGGGGUUUAACCUGGCAUCUUCUCAGGCAGAAAUGCAGUCCGUCAGCCAGAGGCUAGCUGGUGAGAAAAAACUUCACAGAAGGCCUUGCAAGAGCCAGUCAACACUGAAGUCAAGGGGGAAACUUAACUCGAAUAUACUAGCUUUAAAAUGCCUUUCUCUUCCCUGAAGUGAGGGCUAUUGAGUUACUAUUUUUAUUUACAACGAAUCCUUCCAAAGUAAGGUUUUCCUUUUGGUGCUUCUCUACAAAGAGCAUGUGGCUUUACAAGGUUUUUGAUAAAAUAAGACAUACCUUUCCUCCUCCUCCAUCAGCUAAAAAAGAGCAGACAAAGCUCCUAGACGAUUCCUUGAGGUUGUUUACCAAGCGCUGGUAUGAGAAAGAAGGUUCCAAAUACUUGAUAUUCUCGGGCAUACAAGAGGACCCAAGAGACUGAGAAAAUGAAUGGUUGGCCAAAAACCUUGGGUCUUUUCAUAAAAUGAAAUUUGUAAAUCUCUCUAGAAGAGACUUUAACUCUUUGCAGAAGAAAAGGGUUAAAUGAAUAGCACCUCUAGAGUUUACUUUGGGCAAUUAUGACACCUUUGGACAUCUUAAGGGUCAAGGCUCUCCUCUCCUGCCUAAUAUCUUAGAAUGUGUCAGGGACUUGGGGAACUGCCAUCAUGCUUCAGCAUGGCUACAGAGCUACCAAUCAAGCAUUAGCACCUAUGGGAGGACUCAUCCUCUCGUUCCUACUCGGAAGAGUCAUCCAGGGACAGGGAAGGGAAUGGACAGGAUCACACAGCCUUGGUUCAGUACAGAAACUAAAGCUCUCACUAAUGAAGGAAAAAAGGGAAUUCUUUGUUGCUUGGGAGUUGACAUAUACCUUAAUAGAAAGAAAGAUAUACAUAUAUAUGGAUCAACAAUUUAAAGCACCAGUUAACUGCUGGUAACUGCUGAUUAUACAGAAAGGCACUUUUAAACAAAGUCCUGUUUGGGCCAUGAAUGAACCUGGAAGGAGGCAAGCACUAUCAUAACAAUGGUAACUAAUGUCCUAUUAAUGUGACUUUUUUGCUUCAGAGUUUCUCAGACUAAGUGUCACUGGUAAAUAGCUGUUAAAUUCUAAUAUUUAAACAUUAGCUAAUCACUAGCAGCUACAUAUAAAGUGCAGUAUUUCAAAUAUCUGCUAUCUCCAAUGGUAUGAUCUGCCAUAAUGCUUGAGGGCACAAUCAAAAUUAAAAUGUCUUGAGUCUGCCGGAGUCUGCCAUCUCCAUGUUAGUCUUAGUUCCAUGUUAUGAUGAGAUUUUUAAAAGACGAAAACAACUAUGCUAGCAAGUAAAUAACAAUUAUAAAUAUGUAUGUCAAACACCCUUAAAAAGCUAGAAUUGGUUCAAAAGGCAGGUAUGUCUAAGGGCCUCUGUUCUUAAAUUGAUAAUAGUUCAGUUUCUCUUUGAAGUGGCUAUAAAUAAGAGCAUGCUUUUCCACUGAGUAUGUUACAGAAUAGCCCUUGAAGAAUUAAACCUACUUGUUUACCAGUGUGUGACAGGCAUCAAAGUAAGUUUUAGUUAGCAUAAAAACUGAAGAUGACAACCCUAUGGAAACAAACUGGUCAACAUACCAAUUAAAUCCAGAAUGUGGCAGUCUAUUACGAUUACACCCUAACAAUUAGCUUUCGCUGACAGGAACUUUCACAGAAUAUUUUAUUGUGCAAUACCGUUUCUCAAGGGUGGGAUGAGAUACCUAAUGUUUUGUUCAUCCACUUUGAAAUGAGGUGUGACAGAAGGGUGCUAGAUCUCUGAACUUGAAGAGUAUCAGCACAACUUAAUUUUCUCUUCAGCCAUGCUUUAAUAAGUUUAGGACAGACCUUCCUUAACAAUCAAACUAAAAUUGUUUCAGCCUUUUAAGAAAGCUGCCAGCUGUAUUUACAUGAGCAAACAGGGCCAGGUUAGACUCACAUAGCCUCGCUGGCUGGUGCCACUCAGAUAAAAUUUCUUAGCAGUCCCUUGAAAUUAAUGGAAUGGGAGUUUCAGAAUCUGGGCUCUUGGGAACACAAAGCGGAUCUCAUGUAAGAUACGCUGGAAUGGUAACAUGAAAGGGAAAUGUCAAUCCAAGGUCAAAGAACAGGAACCAAAAUGGCUACCAUGCUGUUAGGAUUUCCCACAGCCUGUAACUACUUAGGGUUUAGAACACUCUUCACUAUGUAAUUUAUGGCAGCCACUUACAUCUCAAGCAAGUGAUAAUUCCCUUUAUUAAAUGAAGAGAGUAUUGAAACCCAUAGCCUUGAAAUGUUUGCACUUGAAGAUGGGGAUAGAAAUGGGAAUAUAUUUUUUCAAAACUGCAUUUAUUAGCAUAUACAUAAAAGCAAAUAUAGUGAAGCAUGCUGAAAUAUGUUGUGGUAAGUCCCCGUCUUGACUGCCAUGGGGGAAAGAAUGCUAGAAUUUUCCAAACUAAGUCUGUAAAUAAAUAUGCUCACAUCUUAAAUUCAUGUAGUUUUCUGCUAGAAGAAAUAAGCUGACAGUUGGAACAACUUUUGCUGUAGAAAAUUUAAGUGCACGGUAUCACAUAGUCUAACAUUUGUAUCAUUUAACUACUUUAGAAAAUAGUUCCUGAAUUCUUUUCCCCUUUAUACUGUAUGAUUAAGGCAAAAAACAAAAACAAAAACCUUUGGAAGCAUUAAAAAAAAUCUUCGCCCAAGUAACUACUGGUAACUUCAGGAAUUUGUCCGUUUUGCCUUAUGUGAGGAUGAAUAGAUCCAACAAGCACGCCUAUAAUACAAAGUAAACUAUGAUUUUAUUGUGAAAUUCUCAUAGAUGGAAAAUUAAAUUGAAUAUUUAUUCUGUUUAUUUCAUUUUACAAUAAUCUUACCACUUAUUUUUGUACCAUGUAUUUCAGUUGCCUGUUCAGUGAAAAAUAAAAUAAAAAAUAAAAAAAAUAUUAAUUUUUGGCUUGUUUUUAGCUUAAAUUUUAUCAUUAAAGUAAGGACCCCACAAUAAAGUGUGUUUGCCAGCAGCCACAUCCCAAGCCCCUAUGUGAAGAAUGCGUUGGCUGCUGGUUUAACCUAAGGAAAGUCUUUUAUUCUCUUACCACCUUAAAAUGCCAAUGUUAGUAGAAGACUUUUGUUCCCACAAUAAAAACCCUAGGAUCUUCACAGUCCUAUUUAACAAAAUCUUCAUACAUGCAAAAUUUCACUGAAAUAAAUACAUUUCCCUCAUUUAUCAUUCCCACCCAGCAUUCAUCUUUUCUGUUAAAUUUUAGGGGUAUAAUUUCUAAAGUUAGGGCAAUCAAAUUUCCUGCUUUCUACCUCUAUGCUUAAACUGUCCUCCAACAUAAGUUACACAGUUGUGGAGGAUGUAAUAGUUGAAUCUGACUGAGAGCAUGAAAGAAACAUUAGCACGCAUGUUAGUCUGAUCAUUUGCCAGCUGGGAAAGGUAUGCUGCUUUCCACCUCUACACAAAUAAACAAAAUGUUGAUUAAUGAAGCCAUUUCAGAUCAGAGAUAAUGGACUAGAUAGCAUACAUUCUAAACUUGUUUCCCAUACAGUUUGAGCUCCCUGAACCACUAAAGCUGGUUAAAUCCCUACACAGCACAGAAGCUUCCUAGGUCAUUUAUUGGGUAUAUUAUCUAGAAAGCAAAUAAUGGAUGCUGCUCUAACAUAGGCAAGUCAAGAAUACCUCAGUUGCACACACAAAUGGCUGUUCGGAAUAUAAUGCAAGGCUCUAGUUCCCUUUAACCAUAAGAAUUAAAACGAUACUUAUCACCAUACAGUUUGAUAUUACUUCCAAUAAGUACAAUAUUUAUUAAACAUAUCUUCAGUUGUUUUGUUACAUAGUGUGCAACAAAUUACAAUAUUCUGCAGCCACAAAUUAUAUGCAGAGUAUGAAGAAACUAUUAAUCAGAUAGUGUAAUCUUUCCAUUUGUAACUCUACAAGGAAGAACUAGCAAAUCAGAUCUUACAUAUAACAUCUCACUAAACUUUAUGCAUGGAAAGUGACAGACACUGGUUGUGCUGUUUGAUACAAAAUGGCUGAACUUCAUCUUCAGAAGACUAAACCCGACAUCUAAACAUGCCAAUAUAAA
Messenger RNA from Carlito syrichta (Philippine tarsier), 6316 nucleotides. It is a transcript of the gene CEP68, whose product is annotated as centrosomal protein 68. The record is from RefSeq and is a predicted model, not a curated record. The transcript is spliced from 6 exons. Lineage: Eukaryota; Metazoa; Chordata; Mammalia; Primates; Tarsiidae. Bases 1 to 2277 code for a protein of 758 amino acids.